GGCGCCGUCACUGCGUCUGGGAGCCGGAGCCCGGUUUCGGCCACCGCUGCCCGCGCUGGGGGGCGAGCAAGGUUGGGUGGGUGGAGCCUGCAGAUGUCCCUAAGGGAGGCAUGCUGGAGAGAGACCCUAUCAAGACAUUCUCUUCCACAGACCCGCCGACCCAAGAAAGAUCCCCAAGGGAGCUGUUCUCAACAGACGAAUUCCCGGUGCGACUAACGGGCCCCCACAGGAGACACAUUCCCACAAGGGUGUGAUCUGCCAUGAAGAGCUAUCCCUUCACCCUGAAAAUCACUCCUAAUAGAAAUAGUGUCUGAGAGGUGACCCUUCAUCUCAAUUUCCCCCUUCCUGAAGAGGCAUUUCUUCAAAGACCCCACCGGGGACAUCUUUGGGGAUCCUGGAGAGAAAAUCCCCCACAAUGGGACCACUCGAAGGCAUAUUCUCUUCUCUGUGGGAAAUUGCCUCCACCCCAGGGCACCCUCAGAUCCCCACAGAUGCAUUCUUCCAGAGUCAUGUGUUCAAGCAAGAGGCUGGUCCUUAUGGGAGUUUCCCCUCAGAAAAACGUGUAUAUACACUCAGACCGCCUUCAUUUGCCUGCCACAAGACAGAGCCCCUUAAGUAAGUCCUGUAGCCCCUCCAGAGUCUUUGCCUCAUGGUCAGGAUUAAGGAGUCAGGCCAGGUCAGGAUGUAUUUAUAAGAGCGAUUAGCUGGUAGCUGGGGAGGGGGCAGAUAGAGCGAUUCUUAACUCCGCCCCAGUUCACUCAGCUGAGGCCAAACUAGACCAUACUUCCCAGCGUUGGAGAGGACAUCCUGUGAGCCUAGACAGAGCGGGAAGAGCCUUCCUAGGGUGGCAGCCUGUAGCUGAGGUCUUGGAGGGCAGGGUCUCCGGACUAAAGUGACCUCUGCCAGACAACGGAGGCGACAACGAGGUCUGGGUCUGAGUGUGUUCUUGGUGGUUGACCCUCGAGUCUGAACCGUUGCCUGGUUAAUGUUGCGCCUUUGUGUCCCUAUGGCCAGGGAAGCAUCUCAAUGAGUCUAUUGCUUGUAUUUGUCUCUGUCCGCGGCUUGUAUUUUUCCUUGUUCCCAACUAGGAAAGCUGUCCCUGGUGCUGGCCCCUGCUCCUGUCCACGGUGCUGAAAUAUGAACACCCUGAAGGUGAUGAGGGCCUGUGUUGCACAGAGUCUUGAGGGAGGCAAAACCCACAAACACGAUAGAUAUGACCCACAACCACCUUGAGCUAUCCCAGACAAGGGCUGUAUCCUGUAAGACUUAGCUCCUGGGGCCUCUUUGAUGUCACUGUUGCCCACAGAAAGAUAGAGAAGCUGGAGUUCAAGUCUAGCCUGAGCUACAUAGGGAUAUCCUUCCUGGGGAGAAGCAUUAAUUCAUUAAUUUCCUUACUCAACAUUUACUGAGCAUGCUCUGUGUGCAAGUGCAAAAUAGUAUUUGGUAAUAUGGGAGUUCAGCAAUUAAAAAGCACCAAAAAUACAUUCCUGCCUUGGGGCCAGAGAGACUAAGCUCCACAACAAGCUGGAGAGAUGUCUUACCCAUUAAGAGCACACUGGCUGCUCUUCCAGAGGACCUGGGUUUAAUUCCUAGCACCUACCCAUGUGCUGGCUUACAACUAUUCAUAACUCCAAUUCCAGGGAAUGUGAUAGCUUCUUUUGGCCUCCGUGGGUACCAGGAACAAACAAGAUGCACAGACACAUGCAGCCAAAACACCUAUAUGCAUAAAAUAAUUUAAAUUAAAAAAAGAGUAAUUGAUGCUCUUGCAGAGGACCAGAAUUUGGCUUCCAGCACUCACAUUGAGUAGUUUAUCAUAGCUUGUACCCUCAGCUCUAGGUGACCAGAGGCAUCUGACCUCCCCAGGCACCUACAGUAAAGUGCACACAUACCAACCCAAUGCAUACUAAAAUUAAUUAAAGUAAGUCUUAAAAAUGCCUGUCUUACCCUGAGAUAGGAGGGAGACACAUUUCUGAUGGUGGUAUACAUAUUCUAUGAGGAUGCAUGCAUAUGUUCUAAAAACAUGCAUAUGAAAUAUGAGUACAAGCAGAAACAGUGCUUUGCACAUACACUUUUGUGCACACAAGUAUUCUACAAAUACAUUCACAAUCACUGCAUAUCCUUACACAUUCAUACUCCUCAAAGAUACAAACAAGUGUUCACGCAUGCUGUGUACAUACUCCUCAAAUAAAGACCCACAUUCUCCAAAAACACACAUAAGGGGUCGGGGAGAUUGCUCAGUGGUUAAGAGAACAUACUACCAUGCAGAGAGCCCAAGUUCAGUUCCCAGCAUCCAUGUCAAGCAGCUCACAACUGCCUGUAACUCCAACCCCAGGGGAUCUGAUCAGAGGACUCUGACCUCACAGGGCAACCGCACUCAUAUCCACAGACCUGUAUGGACAGACAGACAGACACACACACCUAAUUUAAAAUAGUAAAAUAUAAAAAAGAGAACUACAAACAUAAUCAGCAAAGUAAAUCACCCACAACAUAUAUAGAUAUUUGCAAAUAUCCAGCAAAUACACACACACACACACACACACACACACACACACACACACACACACAAUGUAUAUAAACACACACAUAUAUAAAAAACACACACUCAGGCUGGAGAGAUGGCUCAGCAGCUAAGAGCACUGGCUGCUCUUUCAGAGGUCUUGAGUUCAAUUCUCAUCAACCACAUGGUGACUCACAACCAUCUAUCAUGGGAUCUGAUGCCCUCUUCUGGCAUAAAGACAUACAUGCAGAUAGAGCACUCACACAUAAAAUAAAUAAAUCUUAAAAAAAAAAAGAUAUCUUUGAAAAAACCUCACACUCUGCAAUCAUACAAACAUAUAUUUAGGAAACACAAACACACAGACACUUAUCAAUGCAAGCACACUCAAAAAAAUACAAACACCCAAGACAUACAAUUCCAAAACCCAGGGAUGCUCAAUGGUGCACAAUUCCCACCUAAUACAUGGAUACAUAUUCCUUCCAACGCAGCUCAUAUACAGGUGCUUGAAAGUUGUGCAUGCUCUCCCUUCUCCAGCGCUGUCUCCCCCCACCUGACUAUCCAUCCCGAGUUGAGUCAAUUCUGUGAAGACUGAGAUUGUUGUAUCUUGUAUAAGUGCACCCCCCAGGAGACAGUACAGAGCUGCUUUGUUUAUUUGUUUGCUUUUGAGGCAGAGAUUCUGCUGUGGCUGUCCUAGAACUCACUCUGUAGACCAAGCUGACCUUGAACACAAAGAUUCCCCUGCCUCUGCCUCCUCAGAGUGUGUGUUUAGUAUAUGUCUUUGGCCAGGUGGUGGUAGUGCCCGCCUUUAAUCCCAGCGCUUGGGAGACAGAGGCAGGUGGAUCUCUGUGAAUUCAAGGUCUACAGAGGAAGUUUCAGGACAGCCAAAGCUACACAGAACCUGCCUUGAAAAAUCAAAUAAUAAUAAUAAUAAUAAUAAUAAUAAUAAUAAUAAUAAAAAAUAUAAAUAAAUGUUGAAUUAAUGGACAGAAUGCUAAAGGACACAGAUUUACAAUAACUGGAGAAAGGCACAGUUGCAUGCACCAAUAAACACCUGAAACCACCUACCCAAGAGACAUCCUCUCACACAAACCAGAAAAGAGACACAGAUGUAGGAUUACCCACCCAUCAUAGAACACACCGCACAGAGAGAGAGAGGGAGAGACAGACAGACAGACAGACAGAUCUUAGAUCUCAAGUUUAACAUAAAGCAAGCUUAUGGAUAUAAAUGCACCAGUCCCAAGAGCACCUGUUUUGUGGCUGUGGGGGCGGGGCUUUCCAAAGCCCCGCCCCUGAACCAAACCACACCCCUUAAGUUGCCGCUAUUUGCUGGCCUUGUUCUGUGGUUCUGAGGUGUCUCCGCAGCUCCUAUACUCCAGCCUGCUAACAGGUGAGUGACAGGGAGAAGGGAGGCGGGACUCUUGUCUCCCAUACCUUUGCCUUCCUCUGCCUAGAAGCUUGUAGUACCUAGUCGCAGAACCCCAGCCCUGCCGCUGUGCAGCUUGGUGCUAAAGGUCCAGCCCUGGGUGGAAGCUCCUAAGCUGAUUGUGAACCGAGAGAAGGUGACCGUGAAAGGAGUGAGCAAGAAGGGGGGCGGGGCUGAAGAGAGAGAGGAAGUCCUGGUUGGAAAAGGGCCUGGAAGAGCUGAGGUAGUUCUGUUACUCUGAAGGAAGUUAGUAGCAGAGGGCAAACAGGGCGAGAGAUUGUUGGCAUGUGUGGUUUAAGCUGGGGGCAGUGUUUGGGCCUGAAGGAAUAGGAGGGAUGUGUCUGCUGGGAGGGGCUCUUGGCUGAGACUCCCCCUAGAGUUCGGAGAGCCCUGGCCUCCUCCAGCAUUGCCCAUGCUCUGUGCUGCCUGGCAUUGAUUUCUGGUGUGCACCCGCCAGUGCCAACCUGAGCCUCCAAAAGGAUAGUCAUGCCUCAUCCCUCCAUAUCGGCUGGUUCUUGUCUCAGGUGGACAUGGCCCACAAAGGCCACUUUCAACCCAGCAGGCUGGGCUGGGCCCUGCGGCUGAUCCUGGCAUGGAUCUUCUUGGUGGCCUGUGGAGGGAGCCACCCCCUGCAAGCUAGACUCUGGGGACACCCUGGGCUGGCAGCCAAUGUGGGCACAAGCCAGCUGCACCUAGCAGGGUACCCUCCGUCCUCGGUUCCACGGCCUUCCCUGAGGAUCCAAGAUCCUGGUUCACAGACAUCACCCCUGCCAGAACCUUGUUGUACCUCAGAUAUAGACGGACCAGAGCCAUCAAACCCAGGGAUCCUUCUAGAAAGCUGCGGUGCGCCGAGCCCGGAAUGUGAAUUCUUCCUGGGACACCUUCAACGUGCCCUCCGCAAUCGCUUCCACUCGCUGCUGCUGGGGGUACACCGAGUGCAGCCUCUCUGCCCGGAGCUCUGCGGGAUUUGGUUCACCACCUGCGAAGCAGAUUUUACCUGUGGCCGGACCUGGCUGCAGUCCUCUGGGAAGAGAGGCUGUGAAGCCAGCUGCCGAACCUACGGGCAGACCUUCGCCAGCGCAGAAGACCUGUGUGGCACGGUUCUGGGCCACGUACUGCCGGUGGCAGCUCCUGGCUCACGUCACUGUCUCAACGUCUCCAUCUCCUCCUCUCCACGCGCCCGCCGCUCUCGCGCCUGGAUCUCGAAGGCUGCAGGCAGCGGCAGUGGCAGCGGCGACAGCCCUGAGUAGAUGUUUGUGUCCCUUCCUUGGGCCAGGAGCCACCCAGAAACACAUCCCUCCCUCCCUCCCUCUCUCCCUCCCAAACCAUGCCCUGGGGUUGCUUAGACAGGCCUCUCUACCCGUUAUCCUCCUAGAAAUGGCCCAACUCUCGCUUAGUCCGCUCUCUUUCCCAGAAUAAAGUGACCGCCUAGACCAUGCUACACGAUGUGGCUGCUGCCUGGGGAAGUAGUUGGGAAGAACUGCCAAAAUGGAGUCAUCUCAGAGGGGAAGAGGAAGGAGAGAGGAAGGGAAGGAGACAGAGACCAGUAAAAUGGCACAGCAGGCCAACUCUGAUGAUCUACAUCUAUCCCCAGAACUCACACAGUAAAAGAACCAGCUCCUGCAAGUUGUCCUCUGGCCUCCACAUUUGCGGUGGCACUCGUGUCCCUUUCCCCCAAAUAAAUAAACAAACAAAUAAUAAAUGUAAUGAAAUAAUUUUUGGCUUUGAAUCGGCGUCUCAU
This is a messenger RNA of Peromyscus californicus insignis, 5661 nucleotides long. RefSeq names its product retbindin (gene Rtbdn). The coding region runs from base 4451 to 5170 and encodes 239 amino acids. Gene Ontology annotation, cellular component: external side of plasma membrane. The transcript has 5 exons. Gene Ontology annotation, molecular function: riboflavin binding; signaling receptor activity; riboflavin transmembrane transporter activity. The record is from RefSeq and is a predicted model, not a curated record. Lineage: Eukaryota; Metazoa; Chordata; Mammalia; Rodentia; Cricetidae.